Miscanthus lutarioriparius is the source of this 747-nucleotide messenger RNA. NCBI's taxonomy places the organism in Eukaryota, Viridiplantae, Streptophyta, Magnoliopsida, Poales, Poaceae. The record is from the annotation of a GenBank genome assembly.
AUGGCCUACUCUAUCUCCGCCACGCUACUUGGAGGGCAUCGCAGGCGUUCGAGCCAGAACUAUCUUGAGGCCGUCAACGCACUAGGCCGGUGCCAAGAUGAGGCCCAAACAACAUCAGCAGCGACCGCUCAGAUAUGUACGGGUUUCUCCAAGUCGAUCAGCUUGGAUGUGAAGAAAGGCCUCCAGAAGUGUGCGACGUUCCCACUCUCAUCUGGUCAGGCUCAGCAGGAGGAUGGUUCAUGCUGCCAUGCAGAUGAUGGGCUCACGGUUGCUCCUGCUUACGAGCGCUCUGUGUCCUUACCUCAGCCAACUUUGAAGCUCAUCCCUGCUAUGAAAGGAGGCCGUGAAAAGAAUGGAAUAGCAUCACCAACAGAAAAUCGCCAUGUCAAAUGGGCUCCUGAUGUGUAUGACCCCCCUGUGACAUCGGUAUGCCAUUCAGUGACUAACAGCUAUCAGCGUCGGUCAAAACACCGCAAGAAGGAGAAGAACAAACAGAAGAAGAAACAGAAGGGGAAGUCAAAGAAGAACCAACAAAAUUCUACCCAAAAUUCAUCUGUACCGCAGGUUUCUGAUCUCGGGUUGAAAGGUGUUAGCACCACUGGUGGCCAGUCUUCAGUAGACGAUCUCAGCAAACAUGAGGCCGGGAUCAUGGAUUACAGCAUGGGCAGUCAGGAAGCCAAAUGUGGAAGCAGCUUCCUGCUCGAGGCUGUUGCUAAAAUGCAUUUCUCGAUCGCUGAAGCUUCCUGA